AGGGGGGGGAAGAAAAAAACUUUUGUAUUUAUACCAUGUAUUUAGUCCAUGUAUUCAGUGAAGGCGAGGGUUACAUGUCACGCAGCCACUACUGCAAAUGGUGUACUGUACUUCGCCGUGAACCCAGCCCCCAUAGCUUGCAUUCCAAUCGUUGCAUCUUCCUGCAAAUCAGUCCCAAAAUGAAAUGCAAUCAACUGCGCGUCUGCACACCUAGACCGCGAUUCAGAAAUGGCCUCGCACGACGGCAGGUUUGCAAACCCGCCAACCGGAUUCCCGGUUGCGCGAACCCACUCCGCAUGUCCCGGGAUGGAGUGAAAUAAAACAGUAUCAGACGGGCAGUCUGCGCUUAAUGGGAGAAGGGGACGUUUUGGUGCUUCGUUGCAACCCAUGCUUUCGCUCGGGGCUCUGAGCUUAAACUGGAAGCAAAUGGCUCCUAAGCGGGUUGCAGGCUGUGUAUCCCGCCCAGAAGACGCGCGUCCGACACGAGUUUCCUUCUCCGCGGUACAGGAACGUUCCAUAUCCUACCGAACGGGUCGGGAAGGCUCUGGGCAAACUGCGGGCAAAGCGGCGCGCUUUUCAGUGCUCUCCAGACAAGGCUCCCUCCUGCGAUCGGUCCCGCCCCGGAUUAUCAAGUGCCGAAAAGCUGGCGGCAGAAAGGUGGAGGGGCUACUCUCUGAGCUGGGAUGGCAGGUAUUGGAGCAAAAGAUCCGCCGCGGGGGCAACAAGGCAGGCUGUCUCCGAGCCCAGCAUUGCAGACGACCGGUCAGUCCAGCGUCUUUCAAGAGCCAGAGCCUGAGCCGGGGGGGUCGGUCGAAGGGCUUGCUCAUGAAGACAAACUCUCUGUGUGCAGCAAACUAUGCUAUGGCAUUGGAGGGGCUCCAAAUCAGGUUGCAAGCAGUGCCACCUCAUUCUUUCUGCAAAUCUACCUCUUGGAUAUUGCUCAGAUCCCUCCAUUCCAGGCCUCCUUGGUGCAGGUCAUUGGCCGAGCAUGUGGAGCAGCUGCAGAUCCUCUUGCAGGCUUUUUUAUUAAUCGGAGCAAAACAACCAGAUUCGGGCAACUCAUGCCUUGGUUGUUGGGUUGCACACCAUUCACGAUUGUGUCCUAUAUCUUGAUGUGGUACUUACCUCCCUUCUUAUCAAAUCGAAUUCUGUGGUAUCUGACUUUUUAUUGCCUUUUCCAAGCCCUGAGUACACUGUACCAGGUGCCAUAUUCUGCUCUCACCAUGUUUCUGAGCACAGAUCAAGCAGAUCGCGAUUCAGCAACUGCCUACCGAAUGGCAUUUGAAGUUCUUGGAACACUGAUUGGAGCUACGCUGCAUGGCCAGAUAGUUGCCGGUGCUCACACUUCUAGCCACUGUAGCCAAAAUGAAACUAUUGGGCUGCACCAAAACAGCUCUGAAGUCAUAGAUGUGUCUUAUGGAAAAAAAGUCUACAUGAUUGCCGCUGGGCUGAUAGGAGGCAUCUACCUUGUUGGCAUCCUUUCCCUGUUCUUUGGAGUGAAAGAAAAAGUUGAUCCAUACACCUUAAUGCCAGACAAAAAAGUUCCUUUCUUUAAAGGACAAAAGCAUGCAAUGAAGCAUCAACCAUAUUUGAUAUUUACAGCAGCAUUUCUUCUGAUUUUAACAGCGGUUCAGAUAGAACAAGGAAACUUUGUUCUCUUUUGUACUUACGCAGCUGGUCUUCGCAGUCACUUUCAAAAUUUAGUGGUGAUUAUCUUGGUAUCAGCUACAGUGAGCGUCCCGUUCUGGCAAAGAUUUUUGAAACAUUUUGGCAAAAAAAAAGCAGCAUGUGGAAUAUCAUUGAUGAUUCCUUCUGUAAUCGUGCUGGUGACGAUCCCAAAUGUCUUUCUUGCCUACCUUGUGGCUUUUGUAUCUGGAUUUAGCAUUGCAGCAUCUUUCCUCCUGCCGUGGUCUAUGCUGCCUGAUGUAGUUGACCAUUUUCGAAUGCAGAACAUUCACUUAUCAGGGCAUGAAACUAUCUUUUAUUCGUCCUUCAUCUUUUUCACAAAGAUAUCAACUGGAAUUGGAAUGGGAAUUUCUUCCUUCAGUCUACAAUUUGUUGGCUACAAAUCAGGGAUGUGCGUACAGUCCACCCAUGUUGUCAUCACGCUGAAAAUCUUGGUUGGUGGAAUUCCAUCCAUCCUCAUCCUUUUAGGCUUAUUCAUACUCCUGUUUUACCCAAUCAAUGAGAAAAGUCAAAAGGAAGUGAAAUAUGCCUUUGAAAACUCAAGGAGGAAUCAUGUGAAGACUGAAAACAUUGUUGAGGAAAGCAGUUAUGUUGGAAAGCCUGAAUAAAAAUAGAAGUCCAAUGCUAAUGAAAAUACAACCAGAGGGCAGCACUUCAGCAUGCUUGAAGGCAUUUGUCCUAUUCCACCAGUGUUUAACCACCCAUAUACCAAGGCUGGUCUGAUCAGAAAGACAACGCUUUGGAGCAUGGGCUUAGAGAGCCUGUACAUAUGUACUGCUGGAUUAUUAUGAAGCCUUGCACGAGCUAUGUAUAAGAUGCAAUAGGUGGUUCUCUCUUCUUUCAUAUAUAGUACCAGUACAUGUUAUACUGAGGAGAACAGCUGCCUGGCGAGAUAAAAGCCGUGGUCUUGUGAGCGCUAUCCAUAAGCUGUUAACCAAGACAGUGUGGUUAGAGGGAAUUUCAACUAAUUAUAGGUUAUGGUUCCUACCAAAGGAAAUCCCAUAAUUUUUGUUAAUCGCAUAAUUCUGUUUAUCAUCAAUGCAUUGCCAUUUAAACUGCUGGCUUCAUCUGUGUUUUUUGUAUAGAUAUUUUUAAUCCCACCUUAAUCGUUUUAUCAAUAACUCAGCAAAGAAGAUAUACUCUGUCAACUGAACAUUUUGAGAGACAUUAUAAUUAACAUUAUAGUAGCUAUGGGUUCCCUUGAUGGAGGCAUUAGCUUGCACUAUUAGUACUUCUACAAAGCAUUUUCACUGAGAGGCUCAAUGGCAGUUUUGUGUGCUCCAGGAGAAUGCAAUUGAAACAUUUUUUUUUUAAAAGGGCUAUAAUCCUCUCUGUGGCAAAUGGACAAGGCAGAAGUCAUUAUUCCAUGGUUUACACAAAUUGCAGAUCAUCCAUGCUGUCUGAACUGAUUGUAAUACUACUUUCCAUUCACUGCUGUUUUGCACAAGUACAGCCAAUAGAAUUUAGAUUCUUGAAAAUGUCAACUUGGAGUCAGCCCAUUCACAGAAACAGAAACACAGGUUCCUCACUAGGUGCCUAGCAGUGGUGAAAUGUGACAUAUAAAUGUGACUAUUUUUAAUGCUGCCAGCAUGAAAAGUUACAGACUUUUUUUUAAAAAAAAAAAUGAAUGUAGACUUUCUAAGUCUGACAGAUAAUAGCCCAAACUAUAGUCAAAUAUAUUUGAAAAUGGAUCUUUAUUUCUGUUAACGAAUUCAUAGAUUAAAAUCAUUCUUAGAUUGAAGAAAUGUAUUAAUUAUUUCAAAAGUAGUUCGGCUUUCUCAAUAGACAUUAUGAAAUAACGAAGUUGGAUAACAGCUGGGCAAUAUUGUGACUUAACAUUAUUUUUCAGCAAGGCUUGUAGAAAAAAGUAUACCUGGUAAAUUGUAUGUCUAUUUGCUUUUAAAAUACACAUAAACAGGCACUCCCACUCACCAAAUGCAGCUCAGUAGAAUAUGAUCUAAAAUCAGUUAAGUCUUUGUCUAUUCAUAUGCAAGAUUCAUAAGAGUAACGAGCAAAGUAGCAUCUCUGGUUAUAGAAUUAAGCAACAUUGAUAAAAUAACGACAACACAAUAAAUAUUGCAUAUAGCAGUUGUGCCAUUCUCUGUCCAAUUCAUCUCACAAAACCCUUGGAAACUUUUUUCUUUCUCAAGCUUGCUAAAAAAAACUAAACAAUAUGAAGGUUUUAUUCGGGAGACUUAAGUUCUCAAGUACAAAUUCCAGUGUCCUUUUUGAUUUAAUGUACAAAAGCCCCGCAUUGAUUAGAUGAUCUGAUUUGGCUGGGAGGAGAGCACAGUCUUUGUGAAUAGAGUCAAAUUUCAUAUAUUGGCAGCAAAUCUUCAAUAAGUUCUGGGGGGCAACAAAGAUAUUCUGAGAACUCCGACUUUGUUAUUGCCUAAUGGUCAUCUGAAUUUUUGCAACCCAGACCAGGGUAAUUUUAUUUGAUCCUUGGUAUUUUUAAAAAAUUGUUGCAAUGUCGUCCUUUACAGUUGGGGUUUUUUUUUUUUUUGCUUUUAUUUAAUAAAAGAGAAAAAAUAAUAAAGAGAAAAAAAGCAAUUCAAAAACAGCAAAAAUGUAAAGAGCUUCUCAUAUAUGUGUAUGAAAUUUUAUGGAAGGUUUUCAAUAAAAAAUAUAGGUAGUCCUUGACUUAUGACCAUAAAUGGGCUCAAGGCAGUUGUUAAGUAAGUUUUGCCCCAUUUUAUGACCUUUUUUGCCAGAGUUGUUAAGUGAAUCACUGCACUUGUUAAGUGAAUCUUGGGUUGUUAAGUGAAUUUGGCUUCCCCAGUUGGCUUGUUGGACCCGGGCUAGAAAGGUUGCAAAUGGUGAUCAUAUGACCCCAGAGCAGUGCAACUGUCAUAAAUACAUGCCAGCUGCCAGCUGAAGUUUUGGUCACAUGACCAUGGAAUGGUUGUGUGAAAAUUGGUCAUAGGUGACUUUUUCACUGCCGUUGUAACUUCAAAGGUCACUAAACAAAUAGUUAAGGCGAGGACUAUCUCUAACCAUACUUAACGGUAGCCAUCCAGUCAUACCUUACAUCUAUAAGAAGUCUUUUUAAAAGUUCCAAGUCACUACAGGUCUUUAGUACCCUGAAUAAUUAGGUGUGUAGUGUUACUUUCAUCCAAAGUCUCCUUGACCCUAAAAUAUACAGUAUGACAAUUAGCUUGACUGCAAAUAGUGUUUGUUAUAUACAAUAGUUGCCUCAAUGCUUGAAUAAAUCUGCUAGACUUCAAUGCAAUUUAUCUGUGGAAUAUUGUGAAGUGUUUUUUUCUACGACUUAAGAAAGCAGAUAACCAACAGUAUAUUUUGGGUGUAUGUGUCUAAGCACACAUGCAUUCAAGCGCAUGCACAAAGAGAGGUAUCACUAUAAUAUACAGACUGCCAAGAAAAUUAUCAAUUAUAAGAAUAUAGUAGGAAACUAUUUUGACAGCAAUCAGCAAAAUUUGCAAUGAUGUACAAACUACUGGAAAAUUUGAAGUGAUGACAUUUUGUUAACCUUACAAUAUUUUAAAUAUAAAAUCGAAUUGAACAUUUUAUAAUGACUAUCCUAUGUUGAAAGGAAUAACAGGAGAACCAAUUUGUCCUUUUCAGGGACUUGAGAAAUUACAUUUGAAAGAAAGAUAAAAGCUAUCUUUUCUCAUAUCCUUUGUCUUUGUAAAAAUCUGCUUCUCAUAUUAGUAUGUUUAUCAUGAAAGUUUGUAAAAUGAAUUCUGCAUGUAUGGAAUAGGUAAAAUACAUAUAUAUUUAUGGGAAA
Messenger RNA from Crotalus tigris (Tiger rattlesnake), 5434 nucleotides. RefSeq names its product major facilitator superfamily domain containing 2B (gene MFSD2B). Lineage: Eukaryota; Metazoa; Chordata; Lepidosauria; Squamata; Viperidae. Gene Ontology annotation, cellular component: membrane. The transcript is spliced from 14 exons. The coding region runs from base 684 to 2294 and encodes 536 amino acids. Gene Ontology annotation, biological process: carbohydrate transport. Gene Ontology annotation, molecular function: sphingolipid intramembrane carrier activity; symporter activity. The record is from RefSeq and is a predicted model, not a curated record.